Nymphaea colorata (pocket water lily) is the source of this 3425-nucleotide messenger RNA. Its product is annotated as protein S-acyltransferase 21-like. The record is from RefSeq and is a predicted model, not a curated record. Gene Ontology annotation, molecular function: protein-cysteine S-palmitoyltransferase activity. NCBI's taxonomy places the organism in Eukaryota, Viridiplantae, Streptophyta, Magnoliopsida, Nymphaeales, Nymphaeaceae. Gene Ontology annotation, cellular component: endoplasmic reticulum; Golgi apparatus. Gene Ontology annotation, biological process: peptidyl-L-cysteine S-palmitoylation; protein targeting to membrane.
UCUUUCCAAGAGAGAGAGUGAGACAAAGGCUUUGACUUGUCAGAUGAGCAAGAUCACGCGUACAAAACAGUAAAAGUAUCAUCGGAGGUGGUGGUGGGUGGCCUCUGGUUCACUUUUGGUUAGCAGCAAGUCGCAACGAGCCAGAGGAGAGAGAGGAGUUGCGAGUUAUAAAAUUCCGUUGUCUCUCUUUUACACGCACUCCCUCUUUUUGCUUCUGUUAUUGCCCUGCUAUUGGAGUUGGAGAGGAGGAGAGAGGGGGGAACAUUUAUGGCAGCGCCCUGUGUGGAGGCUCCACCCUCACUUGCCCAGGUCAAAUUCUUGUGCGGCAUUUCCUCCUUUUUUCUUUUGAUAACUCGGCUGAGGGGGGCCUCAAUUUAAUGCUUCCUUCUUCUGAUUUAACGAGUGGAGAAAAACCGAGGGGCGGGAGGGAAGGAGAGGGGGGAUGUUCCUUGCUUCUUGGCUCAGAGAGAGAGAGAGGGAGAGAGGGAGCGCGCGCGCAAAAGUAGGUUUUCGGGUUGCAGUCUUUGAGGCAAAGGUUUUCUUGGGGGUUCAACUCCUACUCUCAGAGGGUUGUAUUGAUAGCAGUAAAGAAUCCAUCUAUUUAACUUUGUACUGGUGUUGUUCCUUGUUGGGUAUUGGGGUAUGGAUGAAGUAUGUUUUGUGUUCCUGAGAUCCCAAAUGCGGUGAGGGAGUAUAGGAACUGGAGAGAGGUUUCUAGUGUGAUGCUGUUUGGUAGCUGGUCUCUGCAUUCUCGGAAAUCAUGGCUAGGCGUCACGGAUGGCAGCUUCCGGCUCACACAUUCCAGGUUGUAGCUAUAACAGUGUUCUUCUUGCUAGUUGUUGCAUUCUAUGCCUUCUUUGCACCAUUUCUUGGCAAGAACAUCUUUGAGUAUGUGGCAAUGGGAGUUUAUACUCCAGUGGCACUCGUGGUUUUUGUAUUGUAUGUUCGAUGCACAGCUAUUGACCCUGCUGAUCCAGGCAUCUUGAUCAGCCCGGACGAACGAUUGGUGGUAAAUCGUAACAAAUAUUUUGGUUCUUCUUUAUUAGUAUUCCCUUGAACUACUGAGGAUCUGAUGAUGACACGUAUCAAUUCUUUGUGUACUUGUGAACGAUUAGGAAAAAAGCCUUCCCUGGUUGAACCAGGAGUGACUGAGCUAAGUUACCCGCAAAAUUCUGCGAAGGAGAAACCUGGUUGUUGUUCCUGUGUUGGAGGCUUGUUCUGUGGGCUGCUGGUGAAAGAAGAUUGCUGGAAGAAUGAAGAGACUAACCAGCAACAGACCAAUGAAGAAGAAGCUCUGUUCUGUACAUUGUGCAAUGCAGAGGUAAGAAAAUUUAGCAAGCAUUGCAGAAGCUGCGAUAAAUGUGUGGAUGGUUUUGAUCACCACUGCCGGUGGUUAAAUAAUUGUGUGGGGAGGAAGAACUAUGUUACUUUUGUUGCCUUAAUGGCCUCUAGUCUUGUUUGGCUUGUGGUUGAGAGUGGGGUUGGUAUUGCAGUCUUUGUCCGAUGCUUUGUUGACAAAAAGGAAAUGGAAAAUCAGAUAAUUGAUAGGCUUGGCAAUGGGUUUUCCCUGGCCCCAUUUGCUGCAGUUGUGGCUCUGUGUACAGUAGUAUCUUUACUAGCUUGUAUUCCUCUGGGGGAGCUAUUCUUUUUUCACAUGAUACUGAUUCGAAAGGGUAUCACCACUUACGAGUACGUGGUAGCAAUGAGGGCACAAAGCGAGCCACCUGGCCCCUCUGUAGAUGGAGAUCCACAAAGCGUGCCAACUUCACCAACAAGUUCAGUUGCAACUGGCUUAAGUGGAGGAAGCUCGCUUGGCCUACAGUAUAAGGGUGCAUGGUGUACACCUCCAAGAAUAUUUGUGGACCAGGACGAGAUAGUCCCUCAUCUGGGUCCUGGAAGAGUUCCCUCAACAAUUGAUCCAGACGCUGUUGAGUUGCCAGAUAGAGGGAAAAGAUUACCCAAGCGUCAGGUGAGAAUCAGUGCGUGGAAGUUGGCUAAACUGGACUCAAACGAGGCAAUGAGGGCUGCUGCCAAAGCUAGAGCUUCAUCUUCCGUGCUUAAGCCAGUUGGUUCACGUCAUCACCCUGACUCAGGAUACUGUUCAAGUGAAAAUGCUAGUGCUGCAAGUAGUAUCAGCACAGAUAUUGGUCUGCACAAGGAUGUCAAAAACAGCCUUAGGCUGUCUAACAAGAAUUCAUAUCCCCCAAGCCGAGCUAGUAGGGAUGAUAUUGAAUCAGGGACUCGAAGUGUCAGCAGCUUUGGCAGCCCUGCCCACACAAACAACUCUGCUGCACUCAGUCCUCUGCCAUUAGAGCUGCCUGCUGCCUCUCUGGAUGCUGAGAGGUUGGCAUUCACUGUUGGAAGGUUGAUGUCAAACAGUGAAAAUUUCAAUCCAAUAUAUCAAUCAUCUCCAUGGUCGACUAAGACAAAUGAUGCCCAUGAAAAAAUUGUAAGCCAUCGUUUUGACGACAAGCUGGUGAAGAACAGAGGCAAUGUCAAAGAAAAUCAAAGACCAUCUGUGAUCUGGGAUCAAUCCGCUGGUCGUUAUAUUUCAGUUCUGCCUUCUGGUGGAGAUAGCUACCCUUUGGCAAACCGACCCACUUCAUCUCAAACCAUGGAACAGGAGGCAUCUUCUACUAAUGCAAUCUUAAGCCAAGAUCAUUUGAAGCGCAUGCCUCACAAAUUCUCAAGUACAGAAGAACAGCCAAAAAUGUUUUCUGGAUUAUCAGCACAGACGCAAAACCUGGUUUGCACAGAGCAGUCUAUCUUCUUUGGUGGUCCUCUGUUAACAGCUGAUGUAGGGGAAAGUUCUAGGCAGCGUGGACUUGUGAAGCCUGCCCCAGAAAGUGCAUCAGGGCCACAUAUUCAGGAAGCAAGAAUAGGGAGAGGACGAGGGUCUGAUCAGUUUCCCGUAUUCAUACCGAAGGGUUCUGAGAUGCCCCAUUCAUCCAGGAUCUCUUAGUGUUUGAUCUUUUGCUGAUGGAUGUGCAUGAUGGUCGAUGUUGGUUGACAUGUAUGUCGCUGCUGGGAUGUGAGAUUAACUUUUACCAAUCAUGAUGACGCAUAAAUCGGCCUUCAAAUGAGAUGCAUUUCAGCAAAAUGAACUUGGCUACCCAAGUUUUGUUGUUUGCGAGCCCUUGAAUAGGGGCAUCCAGCUUUUUCAUUUUCAGUGAAGCUCCUUGGGCAUGCACAAGUGUAGAGCUGCUCAAGCAUUCACAACGCACACGCAAGAGCGCUGAUUGUAAUAUAGAAACCUUCUUUCACGAUCAUUGACUACUAUUGACCCAUCGAGUGCAUGAUGUACAGACUGGUUGGACAAUCUUUGGGUCUCUCUCUCUCUCUCUCUCUCUCUCUCUCUCUCUCUCUCGGCUUUAUGUAACUUUGAAUUAGCAAACAAGUUGGUUCACGAGAGUUGCCUUUUCCAA